AUGGCUAGAGCUUCCCGUUCUGCGAGCGCAAAGCCCGCUGAGAAGAAAGAUGCCAAAGAUGUCAAAGUGAACGGCACCGCCCCACGAAGAGGCGCAAAGAAGGCCGAAGACGCGCCUGUUGCCAAUGGCAUAGCUGAAGAGGUUGAAGAACCUGAAGACGUCGAAAUGGUUGAUGAAGACGCCGAAGAAGUUGAAGCAGCACCGCAAAAGCCUACUGGACGCAGUCGCGCAAAGAAAACCGAGACUCCUGCGCCUGAACCUAAGGCCGCGCCCAAAAAGACAACAAAGCGCAAGAAGGAUGAUGAAAGCGAACCUGAGGUCGAAGACGCGCCUGCGCCCGUUGUGAAAAAGCCAAAGGUCGAACGCGCGAAGGCUGCACCCAAGGCUGCCCCCAAGGCUGCCCCCAAAGCUGCUCCCAAGGCCGCACCCAAAGCCGCGUCGAAGGCCGCAACACCAGAGCCAGAAGCCGAGAAGAUCGACCCGGCUCUGAUCCCAAAUCCCAAGGGUCCGCGCCGAUCUAAGGGUAAGAAGACAGAGAUCAACUCGAUCCGCUACACUGAACCUCUGAAGGUAUUCGUCUUCGGUGAAGGUGCCUCUGGUGAGCUCGGCCUCGGCGCUACAAAGAAGGCCAUUGACGUCAAGCGACCGCGUUACAACGAGACUCUGUCCAACAUGAAUGUCGUCAAGAUUGCUACUGGUGGCAUGCACGUUGUUGCGCUAACGAAAGAUAACCAAAUCUUGACAUGGGGUGUCAACGAUAACGAUGCCCUCGGACGCGACACAUCGAACGCGAACGUCAAGAUGCGCGAUCUUGAUGCGGACGAUUCCGACUCCGACUCCGAAGAUGAGACUGGUGGUUUGAACGAAGCUGAGGCUACACCGGCGCCUGUGCCGGCUGAGUUCUUCCCUGAAGACACCACCUUCGUCGACGUCGCUGCCGGUGAUAGCUGCUCUUUUGCCCUCACUACGGAGGGCGCUGUUUACGGAUGGGGCACAUUCCGAAAGAAUGAAGGCAUCAUGGGCUUCGCAACCGACAACAAGACGGCACCUCGGCCCGUGUACAUUGACAGCAUAAAGAAGGUUACUCAAAUCGUAUGCGGUACCAACCACGUCUACGCACUCGACAAAGACCACCAUGUAUGGGCUUGGGGCAAUGGCCAGCAAAACCAGCUCGGCCGCCGUGUUACUGAGCGCAAUCUCGUCCAAGCUUUGCAGCCGAGCAAGGUUGGUUUCCACGAUACUUCCAUCAAGAAGCACAGCCAACGCAUCACGCACAUCGCAUCCGGCGACUACCACGGUCUUGCAAUCGCAGAUGACGGGCAUGUCUGGGGCUGGGGUGCAAACAACUACUGCGAGACGGGCUACACCGAGAAUGCUGGUGCAGAUGAUGCUAGUGUUCUACAACCCAAAAUUGUACACAGCUUGGAGGGCAAGGGUGUCCAUACUCUGGACGCAGGCUCGCAUCAUAACCUAGCCAUUACCAAGGAUGGACAAGUGCUCGUCUGGGGUCGCUGCGACGGCUCGCAGACCGGUCUCCCUCCUUCCCAGCUCGAUGCAGAGACGGAUGAGAGCAAGGUGUUGAAGAACAACGGCAAGGCCAAGAUUGUUGUACAGCCGACACCCCUUCCCGACCUCAAGAACAUUGUGGCCGGCGCAUGCGGCCCUGAACACUCCAUCGUCAUUGACGAGGCCGGCAAGGCCUACUCAUGGGGUUUCUCGGUUAACUUUCAAACGGGCCAGGGCACUGAUGACGAAAUUGAGGUUCCGACUAUGAUCGACAAUACCGCCGUACGAGAGACGAAGCUAGUAUGGGCUGGUUGCGGUGGUCAAUACAGUAUCCUGGCAAGCAAGAAGGAGUAG
Alternaria atra is the source of this 1860-nucleotide messenger RNA. RefSeq lists its product as uncharacterized. Bases 1 to 1860 code for a protein of 619 amino acids. The transcript has 3 exons. Lineage: Eukaryota; Fungi; Ascomycota; Dothideomycetes; Pleosporales; Pleosporaceae. Gene Ontology annotation, cellular component: cytoplasm. The record is from RefSeq and is a predicted model, not a curated record. Gene Ontology annotation, molecular function: guanyl-nucleotide exchange factor activity.